GGUGGGGCGGGGUGGGGCGGGGUGGAGGCUCCGCGGACCCACCCCCCAGCCCGGCGGCCCGGGCGGCGAGGCGAGGGCCGGGCAGUGGGUGUUGCCUUCUACCUCUGCGAGCAGGGAGGGGUUAGUUUCCCACAGGGGAUUUCAACCAUCACACUCUGAGCCCGCCUCCUAAUCCUCGGGCGGAGCGGCUCGGGGGCCCCAUUUUAUGGCAAUAAAGCGACUUAGCGCCUGCUGAGCGAGCCCCUCCCCGCCGCCGCCCCCGCCCUCGGCCCCACCCCGGGGCUCGCCCGCAGCGGCGGGGCUUUGUUUCUGGGGAGGAGGACCCGGAGCUCUUUUGUUUGGGGGUUUGGUGUUUUCACCCCCCCACCUCACCUCACCCCACCCCACCCCACCCCCUGCGCCUCUCCGGUUUCCUGAGCUGCGGGCUGCAAGGGAGGAGAAGCCGCGUCUUGCAACCCCCUCGGCUGGGCCCCGGGGUAAUUCGAUGCGGGCCUGGCGAGGCUCCCCACGCUAGACCGGGGCUCGCGUCUCGGCAGCCUCCACCCACCGGCCCACCCUACAUUUAGCGCAUCAUGUGAUCCGGUAACACUGGGGAGGUGAGCAGCUCUAUUUACAUUUACUGCAAGUGCAUCCAGUGGCUUCAGUAGACAUCUGUCAAUCAAAUAACGUCAUUCUGCAAAUCCACGAAGACGCCUGCAGGCCCUUUUCUUACUGGAGGAUAGAGUUGUUUGGAUAAGAUCAAUGUGACUCUAGAGACAAAUGGAUGAAUGAAUAUCCAUAUGAAGAGGAAAACAAUAAAGAAUAUCAACACCUUUGAGAACAGAAUGUUAAUGCUUGAUGGGAUGCCGUCAGUCAGAGUCAAAACCGAGCUUUUGGAAUCUGAACAAGGGUCUCCAAACGUCCACAACUACCCCGAUAUGGAAGCUGUUCCCCUGUUGCUAAAUAAUGUGAAAGGGGAGCCCACGGAGGACUCGUUAUCUGUAGAUCACUUCCAGACACAAACUGAGCCAGUGGACUUGUCAAUCAACAAAGCCAGGACAUCCCCCACCGCCGUGUCAUCCUCCCCGGUUUCCAUGACAGCGUCCGCCUCCUCGCCUUCUUCAACUUCAACCUCUUCAUCAUCUUCUAGUCGUCCAGCCUCUUCCCCGACCGUUAUCACAUCAGUAUCUUCAGCAUCAUCUUCGUCAACAGUAUUAACUCCAGGGCCCCUCGUAGCCUCCGCGUCCGGGGUGGGCGGCCAGCAGUUUCUGCACAUCAUUCAUCCUGUCCCGCCUUCAAGUCCCAUGAAUUUACAGUCUAACAAACUGAGUCACGUUCACCGCAUCCCCGUGGUGGUACAGUCGGUGCCUGUUGUCUACACAGCUGUGCGGUCACCUGGAAAUGUGAACAACACUAUCGUAGUGCCGCUUUUGGAGGAUGGGAGAAGCCAUGGCAAAGCACAAAUGGACCCCCGAGGCCUAUCUCCCAGACAGAGUAAAAGUGACAGUGACGAUGAUGACCUGCCAAAUGUGACCUUAGAUAGCGUUAAUGAGACUGGAUCUACGGCCCUUUCCAUAGCCAGAGCAGUACAAGAGGUACAUCCGUCCCCAGUAUCAAGGGUCCGGGGAAAUCGAAUGAAUAAUCAGAAGUUUGCUUGUUCAAUCUCACCAUUUAGUAUUGAGAGCACAAGACGCCAGAGACGGUCUGAAUCCCCAGACUCCAGGAAACGGCGUAUCCACAGAUGUGAUUUUGAGGGAUGCAACAAAGUAUACACAAAAAGUUCUCACCUGAAGGCUCACCGAAGGACACAUACAGGAGAGAAACCCUACAAGUGUACCUGGGAAGGCUGCACCUGGAAGUUCGCUCGCUCCGACGAGCUGACAAGGCAUUACCGCAAACACACGGGCGUGAAGCCGUUCAAGUGCGCGGACUGUGAUCGCAGCUUCUCCCGGUCAGACCACCUGGCCCUGCACCGCCGGCGGCACAUGCUGGUGUGAGGAGUGCUUCCCGUCCAGCUGAGCGUAAGAGCUGGGUCUCUUAGCGGCACCCCAUUCAGCAGGGCUGAAUCCCCUCCACAGUGUUAACGCAAAAGGGCGUCACCAUCCCACGAUGUCUGAAACCAGAGCAGGAACAAGAAGGAACCCUUCUCCUUUCGGUCUGAAGGUAACCCCCAUCGCGACUGCACGAGAAACGUCUUCACGCUGGCCUGGGAGAUCCGUGACACAAUCGCUGAGGAGACAGGCACUGUUUCCCCGUGCCCUGUACUCUGCCGUUUCAGGAUGUUUGUAGCUUGUACGUUUUCUGAGCUGUCAGACGUUUUGUUAUCGAUCCCUUAAAGGUCACCUAUCACCAGCCGAUGGCUAGAGCGGGACCUUUCAGAUUGGGAUUCUUCUCCCGCACCCCCCCCCCCCACCCUGCCCCCUUCUUUUUACUGAAAUUUUAGUUCCUGUCUCAGUAAGCUAGAGCACACAUCCAGUCUGUUUCCAGCAAGCAGCAUGAAAGUAGAGAAGAAGCAGCCUGUUGGAGAGUUCCAUGACCUGAAAAGAAAGGGGCACUCAGGCGGCCCUUGGCAAUAGCGCCACCCGCCACUUGUCAUUAGGCCAUGCCCUGAAGAGAAACCGACAUUGAAUCUUUCAUUUGUUUGUCGUUGAUUGUUUCUGUUUUGUUUCGAUUCCGUUCUGUUCAUCUGUUGGAGCAGAGGGGCAGCGACAUUUCAGGUGGAGCGUAGUGCCAGCGUCUGCCCUGGCGUGGACCGGCACCGAGGUGUUCUGUAGUUGAAUAGGAAGAGCCUGUCUAAAAAAAAAAAAAAAAAACAAA
Messenger RNA from Lutra lutra (Eurasian river otter), 2796 nucleotides. It is a transcript of the gene KLF12, whose product is annotated as KLF transcription factor 12. The transcript is spliced from 9 exons. The coding region runs from base 768 to 1976 and encodes 402 amino acids. Gene Ontology annotation, molecular function: DNA-binding transcription factor activity, RNA polymerase II-specific; RNA polymerase II cis-regulatory region sequence-specific DNA binding. Gene Ontology annotation, biological process: regulation of transcription by RNA polymerase II. The record is from RefSeq and is a predicted model, not a curated record. Lineage: Eukaryota; Metazoa; Chordata; Mammalia; Carnivora; Mustelidae.